Molecule: messenger RNA, 2342 nt
Organism: Dendroctonus ponderosae (mountain pine beetle)
Lineage: Eukaryota; Metazoa; Arthropoda; Insecta; Coleoptera; Curculionidae
Product: heparan sulfate glucosamine 3-O-sulfotransferase 5-like
Exons: 2
Coding region: 16-606 (196 amino acids)
Molecular function (GO): [heparan sulfate]-glucosamine 3-sulfotransferase activity
Source: RefSeq, a predicted model, not a curated record
UGUCCAGACUGGCUGAUGACUAAUCCAGGGCUUUUCCAGGUUCCGGAGCGCAUUCGCGCCAUGAACGCCAGCAUCAAGCUCCUGCUGAUAGUGCGGGAGCCGGUGACGCGCGCCAUCUCCGACUACACGCAGCUGCGCGCCAACGCGGCAACCAUGGCGCCCACGGCGCCCACUCUCGGCCCAGUGCGCAGCUUCGAGCAGCUGGCGCUGCACCGCAACGGCACCGUCAACGAGUCGUACCGCCCGCUCGCCAUCUCUGUCUAUCACCGCUUCCUGCAUCGCUGGCUCGAGGUGUUCCCACGCGAGCAACUGCUGGUGGUGAACGGCGACCAGCUGAUCGACGAUCCGCUGCCGCAGCUGCAGCGCAUCGAGCGCUUCCUCGGGCUCGAGCCGCGCAUCAGCGCCCACAACUUCUACUUCAACGAGACGAAGGGAUUCUUCUGUCUGCGCAACGAGACGGCCGAUCGGUGUCUGCGCGAGACCAAAGGGCGGCGCCACCCGCGCGUCAGCCCGCACGUCGUGGCGCAGCUGCGCGCCUACUUCGACGAGCACAAUCAAAAGUUCUACGAGCUGAUUGGCGAGGAUCUGGCGUGGCCGAGCGACUAGCCCCGCCCACUCCAUGGGCGUGCGCAUCAUGCUCAAGCGCGCGCCACGUGGACUUACCUGCGCGGCACCCAGCAGCUUCUUGAUCACAUUGAUCAGUGCCUUAAGUAGGUGGAGUGGGGGGCGCGCGCGCCCAUUCAAACCAAACCGGUAAGCAAUAGCACGCAAGUGUCCGCUGUUUAAUUACCUGCAUAUCAAAUCUUAACCAUACAUAUCAAAGGUGUGAUGAUUGUACAUUGUAAGUAGGCUUAGGGAAUUUUAUAUGUCUAUGCAUAGACCAGGCAGUGUUGCCAGUGCUUGGGGGUUUUUCGCAUUUUUUAGGAAAAUUAUCGCCCCCCGGGGGGCGGAACCUUGUGAUCGUUAUCAUUGACACUAGUUGAUAAAUCUAUAUUUAUAUAAAUAUUUAUAUGUAUAUUGUAUAGUGGGGCUGCAAUGCGAGCGAAAGUGGGCGUUAUAUUUAAAUAAAUUUAUAAAUGUAUAUAUACAGAGUGCGCGGGUUGUUUGCGGGCGAUUCGAAACAUAUCAAGCCUGCCUCGGGGAUGCCGUCAUAGGGCCCGCGAACGGCCCGCCCACUCUCUCCAUCCUACUCUACUUCACUUUACUCUACGUGUCCGUGUCUCUUGUCCUUGUUCAACCAAACCCUGUCAACUGGUCACCUAUACACAAACGCGCUGUUAGAAGUUAGGUUUUUGGGUUUGUACAAAGUUUUCAGUAGAUCAGUAGAAAACAUGGGCGCAGUCAAUUUAAUUUAAUCGAAUCAAUCGAUUAUUUAAUCGACCCUCACAGCUCGCGCCCUGUGCGUACGGCGCCCUCUCACGGGCCACGGUCUUGUCGACGUGGCACUGUCAUCGGUGACAUCGCUCGGGUGAUUGACCCCAUUGAGUGCCAAAAAACCGGUAAAAUCCCCUGAUGGGGCUCCGAAUCCAGUGCGGAGUGCUCAAGGGGGCCCUCGGGACCCCCUUGAGCGUAAAUUCCAGUGCGCACCCGGUGAAAUUUCCGUUUUAAGCGCCUGGCGGCUGUUUGGGCCUACGUUGUUGCCAUCCAGGCUGGAAGCGUUCCGUAGUGCGGGGCCCCCCACGGGGGCUGCCGGCGAUCAGUAGGCUGGAAGCCCUGCGGCCUUGAAAGGGCCGGUUUUGCGGGCGCUAGCUGCGCAAGUGAGGUUAGGUGUCUGCUAGCUGCCAGCUGCAGAGGCCGACACAAGGGGGCCCCCGAUACUUGAAGUUGCGCUGGUGAGUACCGAUUGCUGUCAAUCUCAAACUUAACCGUUCAUUUCAAACUUGUGAUGAUUCUACAUUGGGUUCAGGGAAUUUUGUUUGUCUAUGCAUUGGUGGUUUUUUCGCAUUUUUUAGGAAAAAAACCUUGUGAUCGAUGUUGAUGAAUCUAUAUUCAUGUAGUGGGGCAAAUAUUGCGUACACACAGCGCGCGGGUUGUUUGGGGACGAUUCGCAACAUAUCAAGCCUGCCUCGUGCAUGGCGUCAUAAGGCCCGCCCUCUAUCUCCAUCCCACUCUACGUGUCUUGUAUCCUUGUUCAACCGAAUCCUGUCAACUGGUCACUCCACCCAAACCCGCUAGUUAGAGGUUAGGUUUUGGGUUUGUACAAACUUUUUAGCGGAUUUAUACACUGUUGAAGCCCCCACUUUGAGCCCGAGGGCCAGUGGGGCAACACCGCAAUAAUUUUGUUAAAUUUACCAAAAAAUGUGUAAUUUGCCGAGGCCGAAUAAAGAUGAAAGUCAAACUGG